This is a messenger RNA of Trematosphaeria pertusa, 832 nucleotides long. RefSeq lists its product as uncharacterized. The coding region runs from base 80 to 763 and encodes 227 amino acids. The transcript has 4 exons. The record is from RefSeq and is a predicted model, not a curated record. NCBI's taxonomy places the organism in Eukaryota, Fungi, Ascomycota, Dothideomycetes, Pleosporales, Trematosphaeriaceae. Gene Ontology annotation, cellular component: nucleus; cytoplasm.
GAGCGCCUUAACCCCGUUUUUUGUGUUCUUUUGCUUAACUCUGUUUUCUUUUAAGAUCAGCCCGAAAACUGUCGCCGGCAUGAAGAUCCUAUGUCUGCAUGGGAACGGGAGUAACAGUAAGGUGAUGCAGCUACAAACAGCACCAUUGAGGCAUGAACUUGAAGACGAACAUGAGUAUGAGUUUGUGGAGGCUGCCGAGCAGGCGCCUAUGGCGGAAGGGCUGGAAAUGCUAUCAUCGCCCGGAGAGUCAUUCUACGCCUUCUACAAUCCUCGGGAUCUCUCUAAACUCCAAAACUCCAUCAAUCAGCUGGAUCGUUACAUAUCAGCAGAAGGACCAUUCGACGCUAUCAUGGGAUUUUCUGGUGGAGCUGUGCUAGCUGCCAUGUAUCUGAAGCACCAGCAUUUCCAGCAGGAUCAAGGCGAGGGUGAGGCGAAACUCCCCUUCAAAUGCGGAAUUUUCUUAUCCAGCGCUUCCUGCAGAAUGGAGGGGAGAACCGUGGGGGUGGAUGUAGAAGGCGCUGGUAAGAGCUUGAUCGCGAUUCCUACAGUGCAUAUAUGGGGAUCGAAUGAUGCAAUAGCGCCGACUGGAGGUGAAGACGUGAGCAGCAUGUGUGAUCCAGCACAGCGACAGAUCCUGGUUCACGAUGGCGGACAUGAAGUCCCUCGCCAAGAUUACUUGGUGGAAUCGGUGCAUGCUAUUCGCCGAACGCUGGACCUGGCUGAGCGCAGGUCUGGAACCGGGGGCCAAUACAUGGGUGUUUAGACGCACGUUCGGAAUGUACCUAGGUAUUUAACCUAUCUGUACGGCGAGAGCCCGCAAGGCAUCCCCGAG